Molecule: messenger RNA, 1240 nt
Organism: Papaver somniferum (opium poppy)
Lineage: Eukaryota; Viridiplantae; Streptophyta; Magnoliopsida; Ranunculales; Papaveraceae
Product: MADS-box transcription factor 27-like
Exons: 8
Coding region: 307-969 (220 amino acids)
Biological process (GO): positive regulation of transcription by RNA polymerase II
Cellular component (GO): nucleus
Molecular function (GO): protein dimerization activity; DNA-binding transcription factor activity, RNA polymerase II-specific; RNA polymerase II cis-regulatory region sequence-specific DNA binding
Source: RefSeq, a predicted model, not a curated record
GCAAAAAAUUCUUGUACAGAAAACCUCUGUCAAACAAAAAAAGUCGCCUCUCUCUCUCAAGCUAACCCAAGAAUAGCAAGAAAUUGCAAAAAUAAGAAAAGAAAUUUCUUCUUUUAGUUCAAUCUUUAAGUAGAAGUUUGUUUCUUUCCUAUUUUUAGAUCUACUGUAUAUUUUUGAUUUCGAUCUUCAUUUCCCUCCCUCCCUCUCAAUCCAUUUAUCUCUCUUUUAAUCAAUCUCUCCUUCCCCUUGACUUUGUAAAAGAUAUACUUCAAGGAAUUUGAAGAUACCCUUUCUAGAUCGAAUAAGAUGGGGAGAGGAAAGAUUGUGAUUAGAAGGAUCGAUAACUCAACCAGUAGGCAAGUGACUUUCUCCAAACGAAGGAACGGAUUAUUAAAGAAAGCCAAAGAGCUUUCUAUUCUUUGUGAUGCUCAAGUUGGUCUUAUAAUCUUUUCUAGCACUGGCAAGCUCUAUGAGUUCUCAAGUACCAACAUGAAAUCUACAAUGGAGCGGUACAACAAGUCGAAGGAGGAACAACACCAUCCAUUGCCGAAUGCAAAUUCAGAAGCCAAGUUCUGGAAAAGGGAGGCAGCAGCCUUGAGGCAUGAAUUACAAAGCUUGCAAGAAAACCAUCGGCAAUUGAUGGGUCAAGAGCUUUCCAGUUUGAGCGUUAAAGAGCUACAAAACUUGGAGAAUCAAUUGGAAAUGAGCUUGCAUGGUGUCCGUAUGCAAAAGGACCAAAAGCGAAACGAUGAGAUACACGAGCUAAACCGAAAGCUAAACCUCCUUCACCAAGAAAACAUGGACUUGUUAAAGAAGAUCAAUGAAGCGAGAAACAGAAAUGAGACAAAUAGGAUUUCUCAUUCUCCAAAUGGUUUUAAUCUUGAAGAGGAAGAAUGUAUCAAACUCCAAUUAAGCCAACCACAACAACAGAACUAUGCCGCAACAGAAAACCCUGCAGCGCUAAGCUGACUACAAGUGCAAUGAUGAAUGGGAGUUACAAUUCCAGCUGCAAAUUUCCCUCUGAACUUCACUCAGUGACUCUGCAUUAACUUCCGCCCAUAUAAGCAAUCAGAAUAAAGUAUAGCCUGAAGAUAAGUUUCUUUCUUUAUUAACUUUGCAAUCUGCUUAGUUUUAUGAGUGCUGGCACGAUCUUGCAGCCAGAUCUCCUGAAACCCUUCCUUAUUAAAUAUAUGUGUCUGUAUUUGUAUUUUUCAGUUUGAUCAAUAUAUAUGCCUUCUUU